Sphaerodactylus townsendi is the source of this 2407-nucleotide messenger RNA. It is a transcript of the gene ALDH1A2, whose product is annotated as aldehyde dehydrogenase 1 family member A2. The transcript is spliced from 12 exons. Gene Ontology annotation, molecular function: aldehyde dehydrogenase (NAD+) activity. NCBI's taxonomy places the organism in Eukaryota, Metazoa, Chordata, Lepidosauria, Squamata, Sphaerodactylidae. The record is from RefSeq and is a predicted model, not a curated record.
UUGUGUUUCCAGAUUUUUAUCAACAAUGAGUGGCAAAAUUCUGAGAGCGGUAAAGUCUUUCCUGUGUACAACCCGGCCACCGGAGAGCAGAUCUGUGAAGUACAGGAGGCAGACAAGCUGGACACUGAUAAAGCCGUGCGAGCCGCGCGCCUGGCCUUCUCGCUGGGCUCCGUGUGGAGGCGGAUGGAUGCCUCGGAAAGGGGCCGCUUUUUGGACCGACUGGCGGACCUGGUGGAGAGAGACCGGACCCUGCUGGCGACCAUGGAGUCGCUGAAUACUGGGAAGCCCUUCCUCCAGGCUUUCUACGUGGACCUCCAAGGCGUCAUCAAGACCCUGCGGUACUAUGCUGGUUGGGCAGACAAGAUCCACGGGACCACCAUCCCUGUGGAUGGGGACUAUUUCACCUUCACCAGACACGAGCCAGUCGGGGUGUGUGGACAGAUCAUCCCGUGGAACUUCCCGCUCCUGAUGUUCGCCUGGAAGAUCGCCCCGGCUCUCUGCUGCGGCAACACCGUGGUCAUCAAGCCGGCGGAACAGACGCCGCUCACGGCGCUCUACAUGGGCGCCCUCAUCAAGGAGGCUGGGUUCCCACCGGGCGUGGUCAACAUUUUGCCGGGGUUUGGGCCGACUGCAGGCGCUGCGAUUGCUUCUCACUCGGGCAUAGACAAGAUUGCGUUCACCGGAUCCACAGAGGUUGGGAAGCUGAUCCAAGAAGCAGCAGGAAGGAGCAACUUGAAGAGGGUGACUCUGGAGCUGGGGGGGAAGAGCCCCAACAUCAUCUUUGCCGACGCAGACCUGGACUACGCCGUGGAGCAGGCCCACCAGGGGGUGUUCUUCAACCAGGGGCAGUGCUGCACCGCCGGCUCACGGAUCUACGUGGAAGAGUCCAUCUACGAGGAGUUUGUCCGGAGGAGCGUCGAGCGGGCCAAGAGGAGAGCCGUCGGGAGCCCUUUUGACCCAGCCACGGAGCAAGGGCCGCAGAUCGAUAAGAAGCAAUACAACAAGAUCCUGGAGUUGAUCCAGAGCGGCAUCGCCGAAGGGGCCCAGCUGGAGUGUGGCGGCAAAGGGUUGGGCCACAAAGGGUUCUUCAUCGAGCCCACCGCAACGUGACCACCUACGCGCAUUGCUAAAGAAGAGAUCUUUGGGCCUGUCCAAGAAAUUCUGCGGUUCAAGACCAUGGAUGAAGUGAUCGAGAGGGCAAACAAUUCUGACUUUGGACUGGUAGUCAGCUAGUCUCACCAAUCCACUCUCAACAAGGCCCUGACUGUCUCCGCAGCAAUGCAAGCUGGGACUGUCUGGAUCAAUUGCUACAAUGCCUUAAAUGCCCAGAGUCCUUUCGGCGGGUUCAAGAUGUCUGGCAACGGGAGAGAAAUGGGCGAGUGCGGACUGCUGGAAUAUUCCGAAGUGAAGACGGUGACGAUAAAGAUCCCUCAAAAGAACUCGUAAGAAGGAAGGCGAGGAGUCCCGGGCAGCCACGUGACCCUCGGGACUCCUUCAUUCAUGCGGACGUGCGCUCAGGAAUUGUAAAGAGAAUUUUUUAGACCCUACCAUCGCAACCUGGCUCAGAAUUCACCUGUGCACCCAGAAACCCACGUGUUCAUGCAGGCCGGUGGGGAGCUGCUUCAUCCCUGACCCGGCCCAGGGGGCUCUCCUCUGCAGGGCCGGCCGAUCCAGCACCCCCCUCGCCUCAGGAGAAAGGCAACUCUGGAAGGACCAGCGCUUCCAACCCACGGGAGGGCUGCCUUUUGCUCCGCUGGAUUGGUGGGCUGUUGACAAGAGAAAUCUCAGCCCACGGCCGGGGGGAGCAGGGAGAGAGCCAGACCCCAGUGACCAGACGGGCACUCACAGGACACAACACCUCUCCCAACCCUCUCUGCCCUCCUGUCUUCUAGAGCACGUUCCAAAUGCUCUCUGUUGAGUCAGAGUGGUUUGCAUUUCCAAAACUGUAGCUCUGCGCUUGCCCCUCUACUGCCUUCCUUUCCCCCAGAGCCCGAGGCAAACAGCAGCCGCCUCUUUUGGAGUUUGUGCUUCUUCGCAGGUGUUCUCACCGUCCAGCUGCCAGGAUAUGGCCACAACUUCAGCCACAACGUGGAGUGUGUGGAUCCACUUGGUGGUGGUGGUGGUGGUGGGGUUGGGAGAUGCUGCAUAAGGCCACUGUCAAAACCGUGCAAGGGAUGUUGCAGGGCACUUUGGAAAUGGACCCCGCGGCUGAAGUUUUCCUUGAGAAUCCAUGCUCUGUGCAAACGUCGUCAUUUUAAAAACGAAAAUGUCCCGGAUAACUUGGCAGCUUUGUCUCCGGCUGACUCGACAUGCCCAGUGGUGGGAUCCAAACAUUUUAGUAACAGGUUCCCAUGGUGGUGGGAUUCAAACUGUGGCGUAGCGCCAAUGGGCAGGGCAAGGGGGCAUG